GCUGCUGGUCCGCAGUAUGCCAGUGACUUCCAGUUUGCGGUUUGCAAGUCCACAGCUGCUUCCAGUCAGGCAGCCAGCCCUCCUGCGGACCGGCAGCCAGCCCUUCACGGCCAGGGGGUUGGGAAUCCCUGAUGUAUAGGGACCAACUCAAAUUAUGAUAUCGUGUUUUUUGCAGAAACUAUGAUUUGAGGUGUUUUCUGCAGAAAGCAGAGUUCCUUGUGAUUUUUGGCAGAAUUGCCAGGGGAAGAAAAAACUUACUGACAAUAAAACACUGGCUUCCUAGCAUGAGCCAGUACUCAUGGCUGCUGGCACACAGAAAGGGAGCCAAGAUGGCUGCCGCCCUCUUCUCCCUCUGCCGCUGAUUGACUGAGAGGCCUGCCUAUUACAUGGCCUUGCCCUUCUCCACCAGUCAGUGGUGAGGGGUAGAACUGCAUGAACUGCUCUCUCAGCCAGUCAGCAGGGAGGGGCAGGGCUGCCGCCAGGGCCACUUGACCAGUUAGCAUUGUGGGGAAGGCCUUGCUGCAAAAAAGCAUGAAAAUGGUGACAAGCGCUGUGAUCAGACUGCAAAAUUGCUUGCCUGUCUCCUUGAUUUCGUUAGGUUUCUAAUUAUAUAGCCCACAGAUUCUCUACCAUACUCACAUCGUACACUCUCUUACUAUGUAUUUGUGGUAUUUUGGGAUCUGUAGGCUUUUUAAUUAAAAUAAUCGUGUCUGUUUCAAACUUUUGUCUAUAGUAAGCAACAGAUUAAGUAUCAAAAAGAGUCUGCAGAAAGAAGGAGCAACAAACAUUCACUUUAAUGGACCGGAGGGCCUUGAAGUAGAUUAAAUAGACAAAAAGUAAAAGCUAAAGAGGAAAGAAAGUGGUGGUUUCACUCUUCUUGGGUGGGAUUUCCCAAAUAAUUGAUAUAGUUUAUUUCUGGGGUAAGGUGUGAUCCCUGUUGCAGGUGUGUUUGACAGAGGUAUUUACCAUAUAGGCUGCUAUGCUCUAUAUAUGAGAGGAAGAAUUGGAGAUGGAAUAUUGAUUAGCAGUCCCACUGAUGGUUAAAAGCUUGUGGUAAUACUUAUGCAUAAUCCUUUCUGGGACGCCAAAGUUGUAACUGGACUGUAGGAUCCACUAAAAUGGGGCUGUCCAGUUGGUGGACAUUGAGCCUUAUGGGUCUGAUGUGGCCGGUGGGCUCUUGUCCAGCUGCCACUCCCCUCAGUGUUUUUAAUGCAGCAACAAUUAGUGACUCUGAGCUCCCCUUCCCUCCCUGGAGGCUGCUACUGGGCCCCACUCCCAUUCAUGGGGGCUGGGGCAGCACAAUGCCGGUCUGUGCUCAUGCUGUGUGUUUGGUGGGGCAGGGGCCUGGGCUGCUUGAUGCAUGUGUGAGGGUGGAGAGCUGAACUGCUGGGCUGCACAUGGGGUAACCUGUCCCCCUUCCUUUCUGCACAGGCAGCAGAGGUAGAAGCUGCCUGCACAGCAGGGAAGCUGGUGUACCUGUUCUGCCUGUGCAGAAGGGGAGGGGGCAGGUUAUUCUCACUGUGCAUGUGGCAAGGGAAGGAGUUGAGUUGAUUGUGCAGCACGUGGCACUGGGGGUAGGGGCAGGGGUUGCCCACUCUGUGCACAUAGCUGGGAUCAGGGUGAGACUGCACAUGGCAUGGAGCCCCCUCUGCAGUCCACACACUGUGUGGCUCCCAGCUACAUUAGAGUAGUCUUGCUUCAGUAAACUGGUUAAUUAACUCUUAAAUUUAUUCCCUUGCUUUCAAAUCAUUUCCACAAAAUAGUUCCUUGUGUGAUGUGAAAUACAAAUACCACUUUCUGGCCACACUGUUUUCAGUAGCUACUAAAUUCACACAUUGGACACAAGUUGUUGAAUUUCCAUCAUAAUUUCAUUGUACAACUUCAGAUGUUGACUAGAAUGCCAAUAAUUGUUUUGUUCAAGUUAGAUUCUUGACUUUUAGGCCUCCUGAGAUUUACCAGCCUGGUUGCUUUUCAAUUGCCAGGAAGUUUUGAGAAAUCUUGUCUCUUUAUUUGCUUGCUUAUAUUUCAGUGUGUAAUGUUUAUCUUAUUUUCUCUGUUAAGCUCUUUUCACUCAUGGAAAUGAAACCACCUAUUUCCCGAGCAAAGAUGAUUCUCAUUACUAAAGCUGCCAUUAAAGCUAUUAAGCUCUACAAGCAUGUAGUUCAGAUUGUAGAGAAAUUUAUCAAAAAGUGCAAACCAGAAUACAAAGUUCCUGGAUUGUACGUUAUUGACUCUAUUGUUCGUCAGUCUCGUCACCAGUUUGGAACAGAUAAGGAUGUUUUUGGGCCAAGAUUCUCUAAAAAUAUAACCGCCACAUUCCAGUAUUUAUAUCUCUGUCCAUCUGAAGACAAGAGUAAGAUAGUUCGUGUUCUGAACCUUUGGCAGAAAAAUGGAGUGUUUAAAAUAGAGAUCAUUCAGCCUCUUCUGGAUAUGGCAGCAGGAACUAGUAGUACAGCCCCAAUGGCAGAAAAUACCUCUAAUAAUGAAGGUUCACCACCCCCUCCAGCAAAGGUUCCCUCUGAGCCACCUCAGGUUACUGCUAAUUCAGUACCUACUGUGCCACAGUUGCCCAGUUCUGAUGCCUUUGCUGCUGUAGCCCAGUUGUUUCAGACAACUCAAGGACAGCAGCUUCAGCAGAUUCUUCAGACUUUUCAGCAACCUCCAAAACCCCAGUCUCCAGUCAUAGACAACACUGUCAUGGCACAUGUUCAGGCUAUUACUGCUCAGUUGAAAACUACAGCAACGCAACCACCAGAGCAAAAAGCUGCUUUUCCCCCACCUGAGCAAAAAACAUCUUUUGAUAAGAAGCUGCUAGAUCGUUUUGACUAUGACGAUGAACCGGAAGCAGUGGAUGACUCAAAAAAAGAAGAUACAGCACCUUCUCCUUCCAUUUCCCAACCAGCCUUUGGAUUUCCAGGAGAAGGUAUGCCACCACCAGUAUAUCCACAACUCCCAAAUAUAGAUCCAUUUCAACAGCGAAUGAUGGGAAUGCAACAGGAUCCAAUACGCCACCAGGUUCCACUUCCUCCCAAUGGACAAAUGCCAAGUUUUGGACUUCUGCCUACACCACAGUUUCCUCCUAUGGCUCAGCCUGUAAUACCCCCAACACCACCUGUGCAGCAAACUUUUCAGACUCCUUUUCCAGUACAAAGCGAGCCACCACACAUGCAGAAAACACAUCAGCAGGAAAUGGAAGUGGAACAGCCCCCUGUUCAAGAAGGAAAGCGACAUGUUUCUGAUAACAGAAAGUCAAGAUCUAGAUCUGCUUCAAGAUCGCCCAAGAGAAGACGAUCAAGAUCUGGAUCUCGGUCUCGACGGUCACGUCAUCGUCGUUCUCGCUCCCGAUCUCGGGAUAGGCGCCGGCACUCUCCAAAGUCUCGAUCUCAGGAGAGACGUGAACGAGAGAGGGAGAGAGAACGCAGGUCAAAAGGCCUUCCUCAGAUCAAGCCAGAAACUGUUAGUGUUUGUAGUACUACACUUUGGGUAGGACAACUGGACAAAAGAACAACUCAACAAGAUGUUGGAAGUCUUUUGGAGGAGUUUGGCCCAAUUGAAUCUAUAAACAUGAUACCACCUAGAGGAUGUGCCUAUAUUGUAAUGGUUCACAGACAAGAUGCUUAUCGCGCCCUACAAAAAUUGAGCCGAGGCAACUUCAAAGUCAAUCAGAAAUCUAUAAAGAUCGCAUGGGCUUUAAAUAAAGGAAUUAAACCAGAUUAUAAACAGUAUUGGGAUGUAGAAUUAGGUGUUACCUAUAUUCCCUGGGACAAAGUUAAGCCUGAAGAUCUUGAAAGUUUCUGUGAAGGAGGAAUGUUGGAUAAUGAAACGCUUAGUCCAGAGUGGAAAGGAAUUCCCAAGAAAUCUGAGAAUGAAGUUGCUCAAAAUGGAGGUGCAGAAACCACACAUACUGAGCCAGUGUCACCAAUACCUAAAGCUUUACCUGUUCCAAUUCCUGUUCCCAUGCCUGCACCAAUAACUGUGCCUCCUCCACAGGUUCCGCCACACCCAUCCGGCCCUCCUGUAGUUGGUGCGCUCCAGCCACCUGCUUUCACUGCUCCAAUGGGAAUCCCGCCUCCUGGAUUUGCCCCUGGGGUUCCUCCCCCACCACCACCUCCAUUUUUACGACCUGGAUUCAACCCAAUGCAUUUGCCACCAGGUUUUCUUCCUCCUGGGCCACCACCACCUAUAACCCCUCCAGUUUCUGUUCCCGUAUCUGUUCCUCACACUCCGCCUGUAAACAUCCCAAACUCUACUGCGACUGGUGUAAGUGAAGACACUACAAAGGAUGCAUCUGUUGGAAAUCCUAUUCCAACAGUGGUUUCUGGAUCUAGAGGAAAUUCUGAAACUAGUGACAGUUCCAAAAUGUAUGCAACUGUUCCUCCACCAGUAGCACCGACUAAUGUACCUGCUCCUGCCAGUCAACCUAUGCCUGCUCCUGUCAGCCAACCUGUGCCACUUCUGGGUACUCAAGGAGUUGCACCACCACCUGCUCCUGUGGUUGGAUUACAGACCCCCUCUACUGGACUCCUUGGGGCACGGCCUGGUUUAAUACCACUCCAGCGACCUCCUGGAAUACCACCACCACCUCUGCAACGCUUUCCCUUGAUGCCACCACGGCAUAUGCCUCCCCAUAUGUUACACAGAGGUCCACCCCCUGGGCCAGGGGGCUUUGGCAUGCCUCCCCCUCAUGGAAUGAAAAACCCAUUUCCACCACCUGGCCCCUUUGUUAGGCCGGGCGGAGGGAUGUCAGGAAGUGGAGGAUCAGGUGGACCUGAGGAUAAUAGAGAUGGAAGGCAGUUUAGGAAUGAUAGGCAGACAUUCGGUUCUAAUAGAGACCAGGAAAGGUAUGGAAGGAGGUCUUUUGGAAAUCGGGUAGAAAAUGAUCGUGAGCGCUAUGGUAACCGCAAUGAUGACAGGGAUCAUGAGCGACUUGGUAAUCGUGAAAGGAGAGAAUGGGGAAGAAGAAGCCCUGAACGCGAUAGACACAGAGACUUAGAAGACAGAAAUCGACGGUCCAGUGGACACCGAGACAGAGAGAGAGAUUCUAGAGAUAGGGAAUCUCGUAGAGACAAGGAAGAAAAUCGAGGAAAGGAGAAACCUGAGCUGACAGACAGGGCAGAUGGUGACAACAACCAUGAAUCUCACAGUGGCAAAGUGGAAAAUGCAGACAUUGUUUCAGAACUUACUACGGGAGCAUCUGAACCCACAGGUGUAAAACCUAAUGAAGUGUUAACAUCUGAGGCUACCUCAUCUGUUGAACAAGCUGCAAAGGAUAUUGGCUCAGUUGUAGAGGCUCCUCGUUAGAGACUGGAAUUUGUCAAAACAUGACAGUGACAUUUAUUGGAGUGUAGAGCUUUAGAGUUGUACAUUAUGCUGUAUUAUAUUUGCUUCUGCUAUAUCACAGCCCCUCAGUAGUUGGUGGGGAAUUGUAAGCAAUUUGAUUGCUUCCCUUCUAUUUAAAAUAGCCACAACAUAACACAAGAUACUGAAGAUAUGAAUAAAAUAUUACCCAUUUUUGCUGUAACUUUUUUAAAGUUUUGACUUUAAAAAGUUUACAAAUCAGAAGUAGAAGUGCUUUCUAUUAUUUUUUUUUUAAUUUAAGAAAAGGUAACGGUGAAAGCUCCUCAAAACAAUAGGGAUGUGUUUUUAAUAAACUCUAUUUUCGUAACAAACUUUAACGUGUGCUAUUCUUCCUACACUGCACUGAAGUGGAAAAGGAUUGUUCAACAUCUUAAAGUUUGAACUGUUAAUGCUGUACUGGAGUCUAAAUUAGACUGUUUUGUUUAUAUUUGUUAAAAAAAAUACAUCUGUUUGUGUAGCUAUUCACAGAAGCAAAUUUUUAUUUGUAACAUGUUAUUUUGAUUUUAGAUUGCUGCAUUUUAAUGAUCUACUUGACCAUACUAGGUAAAGUUAGUGGUUUUAAAACGUUGUUUGAAGAGGUAAUUGUUUAGUGUUUGCAUUGCAAUCAAGGUUUUACUUUUUCCUCCAAUUGGUUCUGUGGUAAAUGUUGCCCUAAUUAACCUUUAAAAAAAAAUGGAUGAAAGUGGACACCCUCAGACAUAUUUUGUCUGCUCUGCUUGUAAUGUUAUAAGAUUAUUGUGUGAGAUGGGCUGGGGAAGCACACCAGUUCAGCAUCUUUUGUACUUGUAAUUCAUUGAUGCUUUUUGGAAAGUGGGUUGGGAAAAAAAAUCAAAGACAGCAAAUCACCAAUUUUAAAAUGCUAACCUAUUUUUUUUAAGUGGGGAUGAGAAGAGGGGAAUAUUAAAAGGAUUUUAAAAUGCUGCCUGUUCCUUCACAAAAAUCUAGCUAGUUACUGUUGUCUGUUAUAUUGUCUACCUCCUGUACUUUCAACAAGAGGUAGGUUAAAACUUAUCCACAUGGUGGUGUAUUUGUCAGACUAUUGGGGAAAAAAACUGCAUUUUCUUGUAUUCAUGUAAGUUUAACCAUACUCUCCAUCUGACUUAAACUAUUUUGUCAAAUAAACUAUACAAGAGCAAGUACUAGUUCAGUUAGCCCUUCAGGUGCAAACAAUUUGGAGAUGGCCACAGUAAAUUGAACCAAACUGUAAAACCCAGACAAAUUCUGUAUAUGGAAGUGCUCUUCACGAUUAACCUGCAUAAGAAAAUAAGGCUUAUGUUGGACAACAGUUUCAGUUUAUGCUUAUUAUAUUCUAAAAUACAGUGGGAAAAAUUCUGUGAAUCUUGUGCAUAUUUAAACAUGUUUUUCCUUGAGAUAGCUAUGCUUUACAUUUUAAAAGUUUUCUUUUUCUUAUUACGUGAAGGGCAGCUGCUUUCUUACAUCAGUACUUUUUUCAUAGCUGCUCUGCAGCAAGGGUAUUUUUUGGAGGGGAGGGGGGAAUAAUAGGGGAGUUAUGGCUGCGGGGAAAGGACAUAUAUUUUUAUGUUCUCACAAUAGCGGAAUAAAGAGAGAAAAAAAACCUGUUUACAUACUUGUAGUGAACUCAACUUCCAUGUUAAAAAACUUGUGUCCUUGAUGUUUGUUUCAUGCUGGGCCAGCGGAACUAACUUUUUAAUAGAGAACCAGAUGUAUUUAUGUCUAGGCUUAAAACUGUCUUAGCAAGAACAGCCAUAAUUCUGUGAGGAGGUAGAUUUUUUUUUUUUUUUUUGAAUGAAUACAUUUUAUUAAAAAAAUUUGAAGACAAGAAUGAAGGAGACAGGGGACUUAUGUAUUUUGGUUUGCAUAAAUUCCACCUUACAUUCUUACCAGCUCUGCUUAGGUAGGAUAUUGCAAAUAUCCAAAAAACCACUAGCAUUUUUUCUUUAAUUCUGCUUUCAUCCCUAUUUUUAUUGUUGCUUUGCCAAAGCUCUGACUAAGCACUAAGAUGUAUUCUCUUUUAAAUAUCACAUGCAAUUGCCAUUUGCUUUUUUACACACCAGCAACAUUAUGUAGAAUAGUGUCUCCUGAAAGUAGACAACUUUUACUUUUUUGGCUUGCUUCUUAAAACCAUAAUUAGUACACCCUGAACACAAACUUCUCUCAGGUGAAUAAAGCCCUUUUUAUAGGGCUUUGAAGUUUCCCUUAAACUGGAGGCAAUUAAUUGGUGUUGAUCACUGUUGUUUUGGAAUGAAGCAUUUCUAUAGGAACAUUAAGAACUGACAGUUUAAUACUGUUCUCUCCACAGUGUGAUUGAGAUUUCAGUUGAAUCAAAGUUUUUAGAUUUAUCAGACAUUUAAUGUAAUAACAAAGUUGUCUAAUUUCAAAGCAGGCACCUAUGCACUUGCAUAAAAGCAAAAUUUUAAUUAGACUAAUUGGGGCAGUGGUAUGGUACUGGUGGAUGCUGGUACUCAAGUAUAGCUGUAGUUGGUCUGUACUUAAGGCUAUGGCUUGUGCUUCCUGUUUGGGGAGGAGAACCAAAACUUCACUUAUUUUUAGAAGAGGCAACUAUCCUUCAGAUUUUUAAACUCAAGUAAGUUUUACUCUAUAAAAUGCAUUUUGAGAGGAUUGGUAGGAGGAUAAGAUGGUGUAUUUUCAUGCACAUUUUACUGAUGUUUAACAUCAGUUCUGAUGUUCAGAAUCCAAUCACUCCAAAGACAGGUUAAUCCACUGAAUGGCACAGGUACAUGGAAAUUGGAUAGGUGAUUCUUGGCCACAUACAACAAUGAAUGUGAGCAUAAUAUAUCUUUCACUUUCUUGUUAGAGCAACAUCAUUUCAUUACAUUGAAAUUUAAGUGUAUAAAGGGCUAUUGACUAUAUAUGUAAAGGAAUGCCAAGAUUCAAAUCUACUAAAGCUAACUUUUUUCUCCCAAGGAGACUUAAACCUCUGAUUCUGUAUAGCAGGAAUGAUUUAACCCUUUAAAGCUGCACAUUUCUAUUAGUCUGACAUGCUGCAUAGUGGAUAUUUCAUUAAGUUUAGCUGGUAAGGGCUUUCUGUUUAGUAUGUAUUCCUCACAGUAGUGUAAUCAUUUGUGCAUACAUUGAGACAUACUGAAUUAGCUGGCUUUGUCUGAAGUGACAGCUGUUUGCUAAAUGGGAGAGAGACUCCAAUUUCUCCCUGUAUCCAGAUAUGAAGAACUAUUAUAUAUGAGAAUGAAAAAUCUCCAAAUUCGUAUGUCCAAAGAGAGCUGCUAUUAUGUUCAAAUUAUUAUGUAUUUAAGCCAUGAAUGAUAAGAGAUGCUACAAAAUUACUCCCGCUACCUA
Molecule: messenger RNA, 8655 nt
Organism: Alligator mississippiensis (American alligator)
Lineage: Eukaryota; Metazoa; Chordata; Crocodylia; Alligatoridae
Gene: SCAF4
Product: SR-related CTD associated factor 4
Exons: 19
Coding region: 2074-5301 (1075 amino acids)
Biological process (GO): negative regulation of termination of RNA polymerase II transcription, poly(A)-coupled
Cellular component (GO): nucleus
Molecular function (GO): RNA binding; RNA polymerase II C-terminal domain phosphoserine binding
Source: RefSeq, a predicted model, not a curated record